This is a messenger RNA of Neopsephotus bourkii (Bourke's parrot), 5537 nucleotides long. It is a transcript of the gene SMIM5, whose product is annotated as small integral membrane protein 5. Lineage: Eukaryota; Metazoa; Chordata; Aves; Psittaciformes; Psittacidae. The coding region runs from base 835 to 1083 and encodes 82 amino acids. The record is from RefSeq and is a predicted model, not a curated record. The transcript has 5 exons.
GGGGCUCCGCUGUGAUGCGGAAGGCAGCUGCUGUGUUUCUGUUGCUGUUAGGGAAUGUGACUCAAGCUGAUAAGCAGGUCUAGCACAGGGCAUUCCCCACUGCAGUGACUUGAUACAUUAAUGUGGACAAGAGGGAUGCUCUGCUCCUCCAUAUGUGUAUGUGCCACCAGGGAGUAGCUGCCAGCACAGGCAAGCGCCUGUGAAACCAAGCGGGUGCAGCCACAGCGCUUCUCCAGAGCUCCUCCUCGCUGGAGCAAAGUUUAGCUCCCAAAUCCUGAAGCAGAGAGUUUAGCAAAUAAACCCUGGUCAGGGAACCAGCAUAUUGUGCAAGUUCAGCAUCUGCGUCCAAUAGAAAUAAAUGGAAAGACUUUACAGCGCUUCUAACAAGAGCAUUUAAAAAAAUCAGCCAAGGCACAGAUGCUGGUUUACUAUUCAAAACAGCCUGAGAAACCACUGUGCGAGAGAACACAGACACACACAUACAUGGUCUGCGGUUUGCAGUAACAAGACUAUCAGGUCUGAAUGCAGUGAGAAGGGAAGGAAGAGGAUCUCCCAAAUACAUGAAAUCACAGAAUCGUUUAGGUUGGAAAAGACCUUUCCAGAUCAUCAAGUGCAAGUCUUGGACUUACAUAGAGGGGUGUCCCAUAGCCUGAGCUCCCAUCUCAUUUUGCUUCUGGAUACGGAAGGGGGACUAGAAGGGAAACUGACCACAUAUCCCCUGUCUGCUGCCACGUGAAGCUGGUGACUCUGUUUUGAAGCUCCUCCAACUCCUAACACUGAGCCAAGACCACUUGCCUCUUCCAGAAGCAUAAAGCCUGGAGAGGUUGAGCCAGAAUGUCUUCUGAAGGCUUUCUGAAGGAAAUGCAAACCAUUGGUGAGAAGUUUCUCCUUAAGCUCCAGAAACUGCCCAAGGCUGACCCGGUGGAGAUUGUGUCCUUUUGUGUGGUUCUUCUGUUUAUCGUUACUGUUCUGGUGCUCAUGAUCAUUGCCUGCAGCUGCUGCUGCUAUAGCUGCUGUAGCUGUGAUGGACAUCCUGACCACAGACGGAGAAAGAUCCAAGUCCGCCCAGCUGCCCAUUCAUGAAAUGCAACAAGUGGUGACACAAUUUACUAUCAAGGACAUGCACGGACAUCAUGAUUCAGUCCCAUGGGGAUGACUUUCUACACUAGGUCACUGGAAAUGGCAAUAACAAUAACAAUUAAUAUGACCCAAAGGACCAGAAAUCACAGCAUGGAAUUCCUUCUUUCUGUGACAGCCACUACUGUGACCAGAAAGCCCUGCAACUGGGCCAGCCAACAGUUCCCUCUGUGAGCACGGAGCCACAGACCAAAGCAGAGAGCACAGAGGCUGCCACAUGCUAGGCAGUGCUUACUCUCUUUACAGGCAGCUAAUCCAGAAGGAUGGUGCCGGGAGCUAGCAGAACCCCCUGACAUCACUGAGAGAUCUACAUGCUUAAUGCAUCUUGGAUCAAUCCCAAACCUGGUAUCUCAAAAGCUGCCUGCAACACACACAUUUAGCAGAGACAUCUGCUGAAAACAACAAACUUCAUCCAGACAUACCAGCUGAGGCUCUGAGCAUAGCCAGAACAAAUGCUCUUCGCUUUACUGCAUGGGGGCCACAGUGAUAUGAAACUGCCAAAGGGAAAAAACAGUUCAUGUGCAAUACCCUUUGUAAACAGAAACGUGAAGGCGAAAGUGAAAACUUCACCAAUGCUACAGCUUCAUUUGAUCAUUCUGCUGCUAAACGUGCUCCCUCCCCACCUUCUGUGUGGUUCUGCUCUUCUGCUUACUGCAGGUGAAUGGUUCUUACAAAGUAUGGGAGUUUGAGAUGAACAAACCCAUCCUUCCUUGAGGGACCUGUGUGCCUGACUCCCUGCCCUGUGUGCAGUUUAUUUUAGUGGACAUAAACAUUAUGCCUUAGGUUUGUUUAUUAGCACAUGCAAAGGCAUUUCAGAGGAGUGACAUACCAGGUGGUAACCAUCACUGCAGGGCACUCAUGCAGCAGCUGACAGCGGGCACUGUGACAAAGCAGAGCCCAGAACAGCCUGUACAGCUGGAAACAAAUGCAAAUAAAUCCCUUUUCCACACUGCUCCCACUGUGUAUGUUUGGUUUAUACUUAGGUGAUUUAUGUACAUACAAGGCUAUGGUGCAGGUCACAGCUUUCCUAACUGGGACAGCCAAAGGAAGACCAUCACACUGCACCUGACUCUGUAAGCCACUGGUCUUUCUGCCCCAAACGUGAAACCAGCCACCUUUAUGAGAAGGCAUAUCGAUAAGUUAUCUUCUAUCCUUGUACCCUAAUUGCUAAGUGUAGAGGAAUCAAAGGGAUUGCAUGCGUAUAUACCAGAGCUAGCAUCUAGCUCUCUAGAGAAAAGAAUCAAACUUAUAACCAUAGGCUUUUAAAUAUUCUUCACACUUCAAAAAGAACAAAAAUUUUGAAAACUUUGUAAAGAAACCUCUUUUCUCGGAUGCCUGCACCCAUAUCAGUAAAAGGCACAUUCCACCACUACAUCCUCAUGUAUUCAACUGUUGCAAAGAAGCCACAUGUAGGUAUUUUGCAUUUUUAUACUGUUGCCCAUUAGGAUACAGCUGCAGCAGCAACACAGACAAUAGGCUAAAAAUUAAGAAAAAAAAAACUUCCAGCAGAAAAUAAGGCUGUUCUUUAGAGCGUAAACAUUUGAGCCCGAACUUGACAACUGCCAACAGAGGACUGCACUAGUAUGAGCUAGUGCACACACAGUUAGCACUGAAACAAACAAAGUGCUGCCCUUUAUUGUACUUCCCCAAAGCUUUCACUCCAGACCAAUAAAUGUCAGGGUAGGAUAAGCUCAGGUGUGGCAUCAACCUACUCUAAUCAACAUUCAGAGUUACAUCACACAAACCUCUCUGUCAGAUAUGGCUUUGCUCAUUUUGCUUACAAACAAGUGGCAAUCAAGGUGACAUAUGAAGUCUCAGAACCUCUUUUGUAGGAGACAGACUCAACGGAUGCUUCUGGAUCUAAUUUAAAUCACGAGAUCUGUGAAAGCACAGAGCUUACUUUCUUUCCUAGCUUAUCCUAGACAGCACCAGCUAGAGGAAUUAACAGAAUCCCAUUGAGAAAUGUUAACAGCAGGAUGGAACCAGUCUGUGCUAAAUCAAGGAGGAAGCUCAGCUCACAUACCAACUGACAGCUUGAUGUCACUAGGAACAAGCUGCCAGGCCUUAUCUCAACAGGAAAAGCUACAAAUACACAUUCUCCAGUGGUACUACAAGUCAAACCGCUGACAGAUAGCAGGCAGGGGGACAAGAGAAAUGGCUCCUGUCUUAUUUCUGCCACUGCAAGUUCCUGAAUUAGAAACAGAGACUAAACACAACACUUAAGAGGAGUGAAAAUCAAGCAUUUCUCUAAAGAAUUCAUGCGGCUUUCUGGAGCAGAGCAGCAGUCACUACAUACAGGAGAAUCCCUGGACUGAUUUCUACGUACUUGCCUAGACCUCACAAGCCUAAUGUUCUACUUCCUACCAUUUUGUACAAUUGCUCGCAGCUGGACUAUUCAUACACUUAGUGUUUAGUUAAGCCCAUUGCUGGCCUGGGUGGGCUCUGCCACCUUCCUGCGUGCAACAGAUCAGUUUGGCCUGAAAGAUGCCCAGAAAAUCCCAGUUUACUACAGCUCUUCAGUUUCUGUUGACUAGGAACGUGUCUGGGUCCCUGCUCACCACUCACACCAGCUUUUGUGGGUUUGGUUUCAAUCAUUACCCACAUAAAGGGACCUGAAAUGCUCUGAGCACUAGUGAGGAUAGAUCCAUCCUCUCCGUUUCAAAAAGCAGAGGGAGAUCCAGAAAAGCACAAGACUAAGGUGAGACUGUUUCAAAUACAGCAACUUCUGUACAUGUUGUGAAAGCCUGAGUGACCCUAGAAGGAACUGCAAGGAAAUAUAGUUAUUUCAGCCAUGAUGACACAAGUGUUGAAAUAAUUCCCUGAAAAACCUAAAAGAGACAAGAAGCCAGCCUCUGCAGCAGAGGUGGCUGAAGUUCCACUGAUGACUUGACGGAAUAGCUUCUAUUCUGUAACAUCAUCCCUUCCUUUCAAAGUGAUUUGCUUGGCUUGUAAAACAAAGUUUCCUUUUACACACACACAACCUCACACACCACAUUCUCCUGCUCCUCCUACCCUCCCACCUCUCUCCAGCACCAUCUUUCUAGUCUUCCUCAGUUAGGAAAGCAACAGGGACACAGUUUUAUUGAAGCUAAUGGCAGUGCAAGGCUCUGGAAUGAGUUUAUCCACCCAAACUCUCUCAAUGAGUUUUGGACUGGAGGGCAGUCUUGUUCACCGUCAUUUUAAAUAUGGUGGUCUCCUAACAGAGCUUACAAUACAGAUCCACUCAGGAUCCAAUGAAAGCCUCUUCUCUCCAUUGCAGCCUUCCCCAGUCAGAGGGCAUCAUGAGCCUUUACAACCACUGGAACAGGUGUACGAGUAGAUAAAGCCAUGGAGAAGAAAGAACCUCAACUAGGCUCAAUGCCUUUGACCAGAUUAGCCACACCUUUGCAGGGAAGUCAGCUGUUAAUCAUUGACUGUAGUACAAACAGUCACCUUCCAUGCUGGCUCUGCAGUCUCCAGGUGCAGUAAGGCAGUUCUUCCCCACAGGCCAAGAUCUCUUGGAGUGAAUGCUGAGAACCAGAAGAAAUACCUGCUACAAACGUAACAGCUUCAGCAGGGUGGAAGCCAACAUGUCUUCAGUACAAGAGGCAUCCUCAGGUCUGGAAGAACUAAAGAGACUGACUGAAACAAGUGAUUGGGCUCUUGGAGGGCUAGUGGUGAUUGGCAUCUUUUGUCUUGUUUUUGUUGGUCUCCUUUUAUUUGCUGCCAUCUUUGGGUGUUGCUCAUCCCCAAGGCACAAACUAGGGUAUAAAUAGCAAAACUCAGACACUGUACUUGGAGCCCUACGCUAAGCAGGAAUCAGCCCAGCUACAACCUAAUUGUGUUGUUCAUAGAACAUCAUCUUCUCUCAUACCCUCUUCUCUCCCUGGAUGGUUAUUUCUCCCCAUGCAACUUCCCCGCAUCAAGAGAAUGCACCACCGCCAGCAAGCUGCUCUGCAAGUCUACCACAAACUCAACACCUAAGGGUAUCUGCAUUCAAAAACUGUGUGACUAGACAAAUACCAAAGUCAGCUCACAUCUGCCUGAUUUUCAUCUUUCAAGCAAAACCACUGGUUACAGGCAAAUGGUCAGCUAUCACCUAAAACUGAUAAAGAUGUCUUCCACUGCUGCAGUUACAGAGGCGUUUUUUCCACCUUGCAAAUAGGGAACAAGAAACUGACCAGUGAAAGCUUUGUUCAAACGCACUCCCCAGAACAGCUUAUACCAUUGGUCUCCUGUCACGCUUGGACAAAAGCCUAAAUAUACUAUUCAAAAAUCCUUGCCAACAUGCAAGUCUGUCUUUAUUUGUUCCUAUUUAGAACCUUGCAAGGUCAGCUUCACUAUUCAAACAGUGAAAGCAAAUGUGAAUAGAACUGUAUUAAUUCAAAAUGUAAAAAAUAAAUGCAACAUGCUGUUUCUUU